Molecule: messenger RNA, 186 nt
Organism: Puccinia graminis f. sp. tritici CRL 75-36-700-3
Lineage: Eukaryota; Fungi; Basidiomycota; Pucciniomycetes; Pucciniales; Pucciniaceae
Exons: 1
Coding region: 1-186 (61 amino acids)
Source: RefSeq, a predicted model, not a curated record
AUGGCGACACACUUUCAGGUGCUCUUCUCAAUGUUGAGGUUCAAAGGCAACAUGCCUUUUCUAGUGGUGAUUCGUGAACCGCCAAUUUUCAAGAGGGGCGACCCCUUCAACUCAACAAACGACCCCCACUUCGGGAGCGGACCAGCCCAGGACCUCGUGCGACACGAAAUUGCUCGUGGAGGGUAG